CCUACCUUAACCAAGAAAUCGACUACAAUUGUCAACACUGCUAUUUUAGAAGCGAUUUGGAUUCUGAGUAUUCAAGGUUCCAGGGUCUAGAGAUUAAGGUAGACCCACUCGGAUUCUUAAGCCGAGAACUAGUAUUAUUUUACUUUUUUGCAUAUUAGGCGAGCGACAAAAAUUACACCUAUUCAGUCCAAUAUGGAUCCGCAUCCGCCUUUCGGCCAUGCGUUGCGGACAUCGUGUGAUAAGUGUAGGGCUGCAAAGGUGAGAUGCCAGAGGGAAGGGCAAAGCUGUGCUCGGUGUCUACAACGAGGCGAUGAUUGUGCCACAACUUUCCAUCCCCGAAAGACGUCGAAACCGGACAGGCGAGGGAAGAUUCUAGAUAUGGAAAGCCGAAUUGAGCGCAUGGAGUCGAUCUUGGCCGCGUCAGGCCUUGCAAGCGAGGCUAUCACUCCUGCCACUACUGGUACAUCAACUGAUCUGGAUGACCAACUUUCAAUGCUAUUACUUCAUGACGAGGGUUCCUCUACGUUUAUUGGCUCAGCUUCGAGUCUCUCUCUUUUCUCUCCUGCUGGAUUACAGUGGAUAUCCAGUAGGACUAAUUCCUCGGACCUUUCGGAUCUCAUCCUGAGGCGAAUACAAGCAUGCCCUCCUCUCUAUGAAUCAAUCCGCCUAUGGCAUGGUCUAGACUGUCGUGGACAAGUGUCACUUCCACCUAAACAUGUUGCUGAUUUGUUUGUCGCAUAUUUUUUUGACACACUUAAUGAUGUUAUCCCUUUGUAUCGAAGGGAUAAGUUUGAAGCUCUGUACGAACAGCAGUAUUCUUCCUGUCCCCCAAAGAGCACAUCUUGGUAUGCCUCACUCAAUGUAGUACUCGCGCUUGGCUGCCUGCUAUCGCAUGAGGAGAAUAUGAAUGUGAGCACUGAAAACUCAAUGCUGGCACCUACUACUGCAGUAGGCUACCUACAAAAUUGCUGGAAUGUUUUUGGUGAAUUGUCUCUCAGCUGCAGGGAUCUUAUGGCUGUUCAAGCGUUGUUGGCAAUGGUAAAGUCCCAUUCGGUUGAUCUCAACUUCGGCUCAGGACUGAUCAAUGAAUUCCAGGCUCUUACUUCAGAAAUCCUACUUGACAAAGAAGCCACAUACAUUGCUUUAGGAGCCGCAGUACGGGUUGCGACUUCACUCGGCUUGCAGCAACAAUUGAAGGGCCCUCGCCUUUCACCGCCGGAGGUCUCUGAGCGAUACAUUAUCUUCUGGUGCAUGUACUCUCUUGAUAAAAGCCUCAGUCUUAGGUUAGGAAGGCCUCCAGCUAUUGAUGAUAGGGAUAUAGAAAUCGAUAUCCCGGACGAGCGGCAGUUGGCCGUUACAAAUCCGAGAACUGCUGUCUUGCUCUUGGCACACAUGAGGCUUAGCAGAAUCGCCAGCGAGGUUUAUUCGGAAUUGUAUAGCGCUCGCUCAAGGAGAUACCCUGCCCUGAAAAGGUUUCGAACUAUAUCUGAUGUGGAUGCGAAACUUCAAGAGUGGUGCCGAUCUCUACCGGUAGACGUCCAACCAGGAAAGCCCAUCGCUUGCUCCAAGGAAAACGUCCGUCAUGUGAUUACAUUGCAUCUCGAAUACUUUAACUGUCUAGCAACCCUACAUCGCUGUUGGGCCUUUCAAGAUCAGCUGACGGAAUAUGACGAGUUGCGCAAUGAUAUGGCUCGCCAAGAUUGUGCUGACAUCGGAGAUCGUGUCUAUACUGGGCAUAUGAUAUGUUUGGACUCAGCUCGAAAUGUCGCGCGUCUCUUGAUUGCAAUAGACAAAUGUGGCUUUCCUAAAAGGACCAUGCUAGUUGGUCUCACACUCUUUCAUUCACUUUCGGCAUUCAUUAUUCUUUUCGCCAAUAUUAUUCAGAACCCUAGCGAUUCUUAUAUUACUGAAGACGUCCAGCUUCUGGGAGUCAUUCUCGAUUCCCUAUUCCCCAGUCUUCAAGCCAGUGGGACGUUUCUACCCAAUCUAGUCUCUGAAAUAUUUAGCAAGAUGAGGUCAAUGGCAGUGGAAUAUGUGGAAAAGGUGCAAGUCGAAUUGAAAAACGUAUCGAAACGGCCACGUCGAGACUCUGAUGAGGCGAUCAUGCAUCUUCCGCACCGCCCUGCAACAAUUAACCAUGGCCAGCCGCGCAACAAGGGACUCAUCUCCACAGCUGAUACAUACUGGACAAACGCAAGGCAUACUGCGAGCCCCAAUUCUACGGAAGCUACCAGUUUAACCGAAACGGAGUUACCGCACGAAUUAGCUUCUAGAGAUAACGCGUGGGAAUCCUUGUAUGACGGCCUCGAUAAUCUUCCAACGGAUGAGAUACCUCUCGGGCAGAAUCCUUUCAAUGAGAAUUAUAACAUGGCAUCCUUUGCUGAGCCGUUGCCAGGCUCUGUUCCUUUCAUACCGUGGUCGUUGGAUUUCGAUUUAACUGAUCUGUGGCAGUAUGGGAAACAAGAUUUAUUUGAAGGGCGCUCCAGGGAGUAGUAUUCCUGGUGGUUGUUUAAGAUAAACUAUAAUUGCUAAUAUUAUUGCUAUGCUCUCAUAUCCAUGGACCUUGCUUGAGUGUUUUCCAGAUAACAGAACA
Messenger RNA from Aspergillus pseudotamarii, 2593 nucleotides. Its product is annotated as Zn(II)2Cys6 transcription factor. NCBI's taxonomy places the organism in Eukaryota, Fungi, Ascomycota, Eurotiomycetes, Eurotiales, Aspergillaceae. The record is from RefSeq and is a predicted model, not a curated record. Gene Ontology annotation, biological process: DNA-templated transcription; regulation of DNA-templated transcription. Gene Ontology annotation, molecular function: DNA-binding transcription factor activity, RNA polymerase II-specific; DNA binding; zinc ion binding. The transcript is spliced from 8 exons. The coding region runs from base 193 to 2493 and encodes 766 amino acids.